Cricetulus griseus (Chinese hamster) is the source of this 588-nucleotide messenger RNA. The record is from RefSeq and is a predicted model, not a curated record. NCBI's taxonomy places the organism in Eukaryota, Metazoa, Chordata, Mammalia, Rodentia, Cricetidae.
AUGUCUGCUGUUGCAGAGCAGGAGCCAGGAUUACCUGAGCAACAGCAAGAAGGUAGUGGGAUGGGGCAUGACGCCAGACAAAUUGUCUUGCAUGUACUACCAAUAGACGACGCUAUUGAUGACAUCGACGGAACCGUGGCAUUUCUGGUUUCUCAAGCAGUAGUGAGAGCAAUUGCGGAGGAAGGGUGUGGGCAGGAGGAGAUAUGGCCCGAUAUUGAGGAGAUAUGGCCUCAAGUGGAAGGCAUCUGGCCUGAAGAGGAGGAGGUAUGGCCUGAUGUCGAGGAGGACUGGUAUGUCUGGAACAAUGACCAAGAGAAUGAGGAAGUUUGGAGGGAAGCAGAGGACGACGACGACGACUAUGACAACCAAUACUACAAUAAUGAGGAAGAUGAGGAGGAGGGCUACUAUGACUAUGAUGACGAUGAUGAAGAUGACGACGACGACGACGAUGACGACGAUGAUGAUGAUUAUGAAUAUGAUGAUUAUGAGGAGGAGGAUGAGGAGGACGAGGACGAGGAGAACGAAGACGAAGAACAAGAUGAGGUUCUGGGGGAGGAGAUCGUCCUGCAUGCUUGUGAGUUCACCUAA